This is a messenger RNA of Nylanderia fulva, 2125 nucleotides long. RefSeq lists its product as uncharacterized. The record is from RefSeq and is a predicted model, not a curated record. Gene Ontology annotation, molecular function: protein binding. Lineage: Eukaryota; Metazoa; Arthropoda; Insecta; Hymenoptera; Formicidae.
CAAAGACAUGAAAAUUACUAAGGGCAAGAUCUGCCGAAUGCAGUGGAUGUAAAACACAAAGAAUCGAUGGGUGGCAAAUCUCAGAUCCACCAAAGCAAAGGUGUGAAACCGGUGGUACAUGAAUGCCAUUGUUUCAGGAAAAAUUGCGAUGCUGCUUUUCGUCGUAUGUUUGCUGCCUCUAGUGAUGACCGCGCCACUCGAUUCACAAAUGAUCAUCGAGACACCUUCAAAUUUAAUUCUGGAUGUCCGUAACGGCACCCUAACAGACGUUCGAUUUAUCGAAGGUUCAAAUAAUACGGUAGUAGACAUGUCAAAUUUUUCUCUUCGUGGAUUGGAAAAAACCGCUUUCGACAAUGUGCUCGAUGUAGAGUCGCUCAUUUUGGCCAACAAUUCGUUAACUUCUCUGCCGGAGUUUGUCUUUUCCAAUUUAUCAAGAUUGAGGAGCCUGUCAUUGUCGGGCAAUCAAAUAUCGAACCUACGAAAUUUGUUUGUCGGUCUGAAGAAUUUGCAAUUGUUGGAUAUCUCCCGUAAUCUCUGUGAACGCUUCUGGAGAGGAGAUCUGGUUGGUCUCACCAAAUCCGUCAAGAUUCUCACCAACGAAAAUAAAUUCCAGAUGAUCAGCAGGGGUAUGUUUGCUAAUUCCUCCUUUGAGAAAGAGAAGCCGACGCGAUUAGUGGCGACAACGGAACACGAGAUGAAUUUUGUGCAGAACAAUCAGGACGAAAAGGAAAGAAAAAAUGAACACUGCGCGGAGGAACGCGAUGCAGAAGAGUUAAAAUCUCAAGAGAUCGUUACGAGUCUUAACGAAGACACUCGAAUAAAAAUAUGCAAAACGGACGGCAUUGUGACAACGUUGGCGGUUAUUGAGAAAGAUGAAGAUCUUAUUGAAGAAUGCGUUCAAGUAUUUGUCAACUUAGUUAAGAAGCAAGUGGAUCUUAGGGAGCAGGAUAUUCGAGGUUUUCAAGAGAAUUGGUAUCAGUUGCAAUUGCUGCCAAUUUUUUCAUUGGAUCUGUCGAGUAACAAUAUCACCGAGAUUAUAAAAGAGACGCUGAACAGUUUGCCGGUUGAUCUGACGUAUGUGAACCUUCUAGGCAACAAUAUCCAUAGAAUCCGUAGUCAAGUGAUCGAAAACUAUUACCUGAAGGCCAUUAACCUUAACAACAAUCUGAUCGACGAAAUUGAAGAGGAUGCAUUUGGAAGAACAAACUUACGGGAAUUAUAUGUAGACAGUAAUCAGUUGAAAAGUUUCGACUUUGUCUCCAGUUUACCAGACACUUUGAGGAAAUUCGUCGCGAGCGGAAAUUACAUAGCGUCAAUUCCUAACGGUGUUUUCUCCAAGUUCUCGUGUCUGGUCUCCCUAAAUCUCGACUACAACGAAAUCAAAGCAUUACAGACUGAUGUUUUUCAAGGUUUAAAAUCUUUGCAAAUGUUGCGUUUGAGAGGCAAUAAUGUAAUGACCAUCGAGCUUUCCGCUUUUAGAGGUCUGACGGCUCUCCGGACGAUCGAUCUACAGGGCAAUUCUUUACGCGAACUGCCGAAAAACAUCUUUGCCGAUCUGACGUCUCUGUCGCAACUAGAUCUCACUAAUAACAACAUCACGAAAGCUAUGUUCGCCGAUCUUCCGUCAUCCGUUGGCUCAUUGCUCCUUGAUUAUAAUAAUAUUGAAGUGCUCGAGGAAGACAAUUUUGUUCGAGUCCCGCAAGUCACGUUGUCAUUAACUGGAAACAGAAUCGCAAAAAUAAAACGCGGCGCUUUCAAACUACCUACACUUGUGUAUCUGUAUUUGGAUAAAAAUCUCUUGACAACCAUUAAAGGCGAUAGCUAUGAAGGUUUGGGUCGGUUAAAGCUCCUCUCGCUCUCGGAAAAUAAGAUAUCAGAGAUUCGCAAGGGCGCUUGCAACAAUCUGGGCAGUCUUGCUCUGUUGGACAUAUCUAAAAAUCCAUUUGAAAAGUUAGAAAAUGGCGCUCUUCACGGCCUUAACACCGAUUUUCGUACUAGAUUGUACAUUCGCGCAAAUAAUUUGAAAGAGAUACAAGGAGGUGUUUUUGAUGAUCUUUAAUAAAAUCUGUAUUAUUCUUUAAACCGUAAGUAAAACACACCUUUAUGAUUUACAUUACUGCACAGU